AUGACAGCUGAUCAUAGUCGCAAAGCUCCAAUGGUACUAGGCACCAAAGUGCUGCCGCACAUGAUUGCUCCUUCUGCGAGAGGAGGCGUUGCGUGGAAUCAGGACGGGCAGUGUUUGAUCUUGACUAAACGAGGGGUAGUUAUCAUGACUCCUUACCUUUGCACUACACUCCCUGGUCCUCCCAGUCAUCUCGAAGCAGACCUCAACCUUGAAAACCCCUCGUCGGCCGUCAUGCGAGAGCGGAGAGCUCGUGCCAAAGCGGAGGAGGCUAUGGACCUGGAUUCGCCUUCAGAGACUCCUCAGCCUGCAUUUGAAGUCUCGGCCGAGGCUGGACUUUCUCGACCGCGCCGGGUGUUGAAGCCAAAAAUGGGCGAGAUCAAAUGGUGGACCACGAGCUUGGAAGUGGACAAAGACGGCAAUAGGGAUUUGUACUAUGACUGGAUUGAUGUGGGAGAUUCUUAUGGAGGCGUCCUAUCUGGACGGGAAGUCCUAGCCAGAUCUGCGAUAUGGUCACCGUCUGGGCUCAGCGAACUUGGAGGGUCACUGAUCGCGAUCAUGACCACCGCUGGCCAAGUUUCAAUCUACGCGCCACGGACUGAGCCGUACAGCAAACAAUGGGAUGAGAUUGCCGACCUGACUAUUCUGAUGAAGGAGAUGCUUGAUGUGAAAGACGUCACACCUCCAAUCGCUCUUCAAAUGAAAGCUACGAGCAUGGCUUGGUCCGCUGCUGUACCGGCGGUGGAAAUGCUCGGCAGAGAUGGGAGCCUGUUGGCGAUGGGGUCCCGCGCAGGAAUGGUUGCGCUGUGGACUUAUGGCGAGGAAAGGCGCUUUACUUGCGAUGCGUAUCUCAAGGUAUCAGACGAUGCAUGGGUCACGCAAAUGUCCUGGUCAUCAUGGGAGCUUACAGAACAUUCAAAAUAUGAGACACACCUUGCGAUAGCACUUUCGGAUGGAUCCAUUGCUUUGAUCCCUAUCUUCCGAGAACGUCACGCUGGCGAUGCAUGGUCACUCUCGUUCGGCACGAUGGAGUGGGUCGAUGGAGGAGACAGGAGACAAAUUACGGCUUUGCAGUGGAUUGAGUCUGUCCUGGUGUGGACGAAAUCUAGUUCUGUUCACCUGUGGUCUUCUCGCGAGGAAUCCGUGGGCUGGAAAGGCACAAAAAUCAUACGGUUGGAUCGAGUGGGCAAUUGGGCAGGUGCCAAUCCCUUGGGAGCGUGUAUUGGCAUCGAAUUACUUGACCCUGAUCGGCUGCUCAUCACACUCUCCGCUCUCACACAGCACGUCAUUGUCAACUUUCGAACUUCGCCAACAUUAGCAGAUCCUCAGACAUCUCUCGCAAUAUCUCUGGCCGCCAGACAUUGCGUUCUCGAUCUUCAGAAGGAUGAUGCGAAAUUUGGAAAGGACGAACGACAGCUCAGUGUGGUCACUUCGAGUAUCUCUGGCAUUGGGACGCCACCCCAUUUCCUUUGUUGGGCCUCAGAGGUUAUGAACUUGCAUAAUCUGGAUUCAGCGAAUGAAUCGGUCCGGUCUAUCAUCUUCGUGCUUGCCGAUCUCGGUAUCACGUCUGUUGAGCAGGAGGACCCUCUGGCAAUCCUGCAUUCCAUUCUUCAGAAGUCUCCUCGACUGCUUCAUUGUUCCCCUCUCUUCGCACUCAUGCCGUUUAUGCUACGUGUCUUGACCAUGCGAGAUCCAAUGAGCCCCGCGUCAGGAAUCCUUGAAUUGUGCGAAAACCCGCCAGGGACCAGCGAAAAUCCGUCAACUUUAGGCCAGGGCUCUGCGAGUGCUUGGAGCGAACUGAUGAGCUCACUUUGGGCCAAUGUCGUCCUAGACAAACUGCGAUUGAGUCUCGUGGUCGCAAGGUGGUCUGCAAUCACAUUUCCGACAUUAGCGCCUCAGUUUGAGACUUUGUGUGCCACUCUGAACUCUCAGAUUCAGGAUAUCAUCGCGACUGCCCUUAUUGUCUGGAUACUGGCUGAGGUCAAAAGCGAAGCCUUGGAAGAUCUCAGCCCAGAUGAUCGCGCCUUCAUGGGACGCCUGGCAGCGCUUCCUAUCGAUGAUGCUGUGACAUCCUCGUUGAGGACCAUGAUGGCGGGAUCAUCAUUCAAUCACACGUGCCCAGUAUGUUCUGCCCCUGUCGACACGGGCAAAGGCGGGCAAUCCAUUUGUGCGAAUGGUCACGAGUGGACACCAUGCUGUGUGACACAAUCCCUCAUCACCUCUCCAAUUCAUCGUCUCUGCACCGUCUGCUCGGCGGCAUCAUUGCUCCCUGACUGUCACAAGCCUUAUCCGAUCCCAGUCAGCCCGGAAGGCCAGAGUCUGGACUGGACCAGAUUUCAAUCAAGCGAUGGGACAGCACCGUCCGGUCAGCCUAGCGGGAAACGGAGAGGCCUACAGCAAAUGGCACUCGAGGCCGCUAUCGUCUGCCCGCAUCCAGUCCUUCUGAUCGUCACCAAUCUCCGACGCCGUCGCCCUCCGCUAUUUGUAUUUGCAGGAAUCGAUAAUGCCUCAAAUGCCUCGGAAGACUCGGAAAAAUUCGCCCUUGAAAACAAUCCGCCUCAGUCCGACAACUCCGUGCAACGGCAUUUGCCAUCUACCAAUUGA
Kockovaella imperatae is the source of this 2601-nucleotide messenger RNA. RefSeq names its product transcription factor IIIC subunit delta N-term-domain-containing protein. Gene Ontology annotation, cellular component: transcription factor TFIIIC complex. The record is from RefSeq and is a predicted model, not a curated record. The transcript is spliced from 16 exons. Gene Ontology annotation, molecular function: protein binding; histone acetyltransferase activity. NCBI's taxonomy places the organism in Eukaryota, Fungi, Basidiomycota, Tremellomycetes, Tremellales, Cuniculitremaceae. Gene Ontology annotation, biological process: transcription initiation at RNA polymerase III promoter. Bases 1 to 2601 code for a protein of 866 amino acids.